UGCUUCGGAUAACUUUACGAGAAAGUACACAUGUGUGCAUGUGUGUCAAAAAACUCGGGCAAUCUGGUAGGCGAAUUACUGUAAAACGACUUGGAUAGAAGGACACUUUAUGACAAACUUUCGCCAACUUAAGAUUAAGAGUAGAAGUUGAAAGAAAAACGCCUCUUCAUACGGUUUCCACUGUCCUAUAGAUAGACUGUUUCAUCUCUUGUGACCAGAAGAGUCCAGUGCUUCCCACAGGUCAAGAUGGCCACGUCGGAAAAGCUGACCAGGAUAGCCAUCGUCAACGCCGACAAAUGCAAGCCCAAGAAAUGCAGACAGGAAUGCCGCAAGUCAUGUCCUGUUGUGAGGAUGGGUAAGCUUUGCAUUGAAGUGACCCCAGCCAGCAAAAUAGCAUAUAUCUCAGAACAACUUUGUAUUGGAUGUGGUAUCUGCGUGAAGAAAUGUCCAUUUGAGGCUAUUCAUAUCAUCAAUCUGCCCAGUAAUCUUGAGAAGGAUACAACGCAUAGAUACAAUGCAAAUUCUUUUAAGCUACAUAGAUUACCCACCCCAAGACCCGGUGAAGUUCUAGGACUUGUAGGGACCAACGGAAUCGGCAAGUCAACGGCUCUAAAAAUCCUUGCAGGAAAACUCAAACCAAAUCUAGGAAAAUUUCUAGCACCACCAGACUGGCAGCAGAUCUUGGUCUACUUCCGCGGGUCCGAGCUCCAGAACUACUUCACCAAGAUCCUAGAGGAUGACCUGAAGGCCAUCAUCAAGCCCCAGUAUGUGGACCAGAUCCCAAGGGCUGUCAAGGGUACUGUUCAAGUCCUGCUGGAUAAGAAAGAUGAAACCGAAACACAAGAUGACAUAUGUAUACGUCUAGAUCUAACCAAAGUCAAGGAUCGCAAGGUUGAUGAGUUAUCGGGGGGAGAAUUACAGAGGUUUGCUUGCGCUGUGGUAUGCAUCCAGAAAGCUGACAUCUACAUGUUUGAUGAACCUUCCAGUUAUCUUGAUGUCAAACAGCGUCUCAAAGCCGCCCUGGCCAUCAGAUCCCUCAUACAUCCUCAAAAGUACAUCAUUGUAGUGGAGCAUGAUUUAUCAGUGUUGGAUUACUUGUCUGAUUUCAUCUGUGUUCUCUACGGUGUCCCCGGUGCUUAUGGUGUAGUCACGUUACCCUUCAGCGUGAGGGAAGGAAUCAACAUCUUCCUGGAUGGCUUUGUGCCGACGGAAAACCUGAGAUUCCGAGAGACAUCGCUGAUCUUCAAGGUCUCGGAGAAUGCAGAAGAGGAGGAAAUCAAGAGGAUGUGCCACAACCAGUACCCAACAAUGAGCAAAACAUUACGUUCGUUCCAUAUGGAUAUCAAGCAAGGUGACUUCACUGAUUCUGAGAUCAUUGUGAUGCUGGGAGAGAAUGGGACCGGGAAGACAACCUUCAUCCGGAUGUUGGCCGGCCUUCUCAAACCUGAUGAGGAAGGAGUGAAAGUGCCGCAGCUGAACAUCAGUUAUAAGCCACAGAAGAUCAGUCCAAAGUCUCAGGGGACCGUCAGGCAGCUCCUACAUGCCAAGAUCAGGGACUCGUACGUUCAUCCGCAGUUCGCAACGGACGUCAUGAAACCACUCCUCAUCGAGAGCAUCUUUGACCAAGAGGUUCAGAACUUGUCCGGUGGUGAGCUUCAGCGUGUGGCCCUGACUCUGUGCCUUGGUAAACCAGCUGAUGUCUACCUGAUUGACGAACCUUCAGCCUACCUGGACUCUGAGCAGCGUCUGGUGGCUGCUAAGGUCAUCAAGAGGUUCAUCCUGCAUGCGAAGAAGACUGGGUUCGUGGUGGAGCACGACUUCAUCAUGGCUACCUACCUGGCUGAUAGGGUCAUCGUGUUUGAUGGUGUACCAUCCAUCCAGACUGUAGCAAACACCCCGCAGUCAUUGCUCGUCGGCAUGAACAAAUUCCUCAAAUCCCUGGACAUCACCUUCCGACGAGAUCCCAAAAACUUCCGACCUCGCAUCAACAAGCUCAAUUCCGUCAAGGACGCCGAACAGAAGAGGAACGGCAACUUCUUCUUCCUCGAAGACUAAGGUCUCAGUCUCACAAAGCAUGUCGAGUCCAAGCCACGUGAAUGCAUCAAGGUCCCUCGGUACCUCGGAAAGUUGGUGGGGGAAAUCUGUCAUUAAAAUGGGGUUUUAUCUGUCCCCUAGGGCCUGGCGGAUGUUGCAUAUUGCAGUACAGUUUGUCAAAAAAGGUUAUCUUGAUGCCCUGCGUAUCAUGUCAUGGUCAUCAGAGUUUAUUGACUCAGGGAGACCACUUUAAUAUAUUAGUGAUACCUCGCCACUCUGUGACCUGAAAUGCUACUUAUCAAUCCGCCAGGAUCUCAGAUCCUGUCAAUGUUCAUCGUUGUCCAUUUUCAGGUGCAUUUCUCCUCGUAACAUCCCUCAGUCCGAGUCAUUAUGAUUUAGAUUUAUUCCAAUUUUGUGAAUAGAACUUCGACUUUUUCGCUUUAUAUAUUUUGAAAUGACUUAUUUAUGUCUUCUUUUGCUUCAUUGAUUUAGACAUAUUUUCAC
This is a messenger RNA of Strongylocentrotus purpuratus (purple sea urchin), 2538 nucleotides long. It is a transcript of the gene abce1, whose product is annotated as ATP-binding cassette sub-family E member 1. Gene Ontology annotation, biological process: translational termination; translational initiation; ribosomal subunit export from nucleus. The transcript has 16 exons. Bases 247 to 2055 code for a protein of 602 amino acids. The record is from RefSeq and is a predicted model, not a curated record. Lineage: Eukaryota; Metazoa; Echinodermata; Echinoidea; Camarodonta; Strongylocentrotidae. Gene Ontology annotation, molecular function: ATP binding; ATP hydrolysis activity; iron ion binding.